Polyodon spathula (Mississippi paddlefish) is the source of this 6445-nucleotide messenger RNA. Its product is annotated as beta-1,3-galactosyl-O-glycosyl-glycoprotein beta-1,6-N-acetylglucosaminyltransferase 7-like. Lineage: Eukaryota; Metazoa; Chordata; Actinopteri; Acipenseriformes; Polyodontidae. The coding region runs from base 3434 to 4720 and encodes 428 amino acids. The record is from RefSeq and is a predicted model, not a curated record. The transcript is spliced from 4 exons. Gene Ontology annotation, cellular component: membrane. Gene Ontology annotation, molecular function: acetylglucosaminyltransferase activity.
AAAAGCAAAACAUCUCAUUCUAAUACACACAUUUCCAUAUAGAGACACACACACACACACAAACACUGCCCUGAGGAAAGUAUCUGAACAGCAGCAGUAGCCCCAAAACAGAACACCUUGUUACCUCACUCAUUACCAACUCACUAAAUGUCCUUAUAUCACUGAAAAGGUAAUUCAUCUCCUCUUUAAAAACACAGAUGCUUUUUCCACAACUUAACUUCAGCACAUAUUCAUAAACAAAAAAUUAUAAAGCAAACAAUGUUCACACCUUGAAACUGCAAUUGGUAUGCAAAUGCCCUGCCUCCCCUCUCCACUCACCGAGGCACCGUUUCAAAUGACAUCCAUUCGGUAAAAAGCACUCAUUUCUAAAUAUCCAAAUACCACUAUGAGAUGACAGGGUUGAAGGGCAACGCUUCCUUUACAGAAUAUAGCUAUGUAGCAAAUAUUAAGACAAUGGGUCAAGUGUUCUGUCUCUGUACCUCAGAAACUUAGGUCAUGUGACUGAUAUAUUAAUCUUGAGUUAACGGAUUAUGCAACACUAUACAUUUAAUAAAAAUGUUGGUGGAAAACUGGCAGCUGGGCUUAAUUUUUCAUUUCCAGGUUUGCAGAAACAUAAUGACAAAAUAGCUUGUCUGAGGAAGGCUGAGAGACAAAUUAGACCCAGAAAUGCUGGCAUCUUGUUGUACUGAUUUUUUUUGGAUGACUCCAGUUUAUUCCCAGCCCAUGUCUCUAUUGUGAAUAUUGUAUACAGUCAGGUUAGGCUCUCUUGUUUACACAGUACCUUCAUUGUACACAGGAAUGCAGUGAAUGCAGCUAUGGAGGUUACAGGUGUUAGAAAGUGGAAACUGAGAACAUCUUACUGAACAUGGGUAUAAACACAAUAUUAGAAUGAACAUAUGUAAAUAUAUCUGAAUAAAACUCCAAACACUACAUAUGUAAGAAUUCCCAAGAUUGUGCAAUAGAAUAGAGAAUACAUAAUGCAAAAAAGUGACCGUUAUUCCUGUUCAUAAUCACCUCUGAUAAACGAAAAAAAAAAGUUAGCCGUCAGGUUCAGUGGAGUACAGAACAUGAGCACAUUCCCUGUAUUAGUUUUGUAAAAAAGCAGCAGUAUGCAAGUAGGCUAUGUUGCACAUUUAGAUUUUUUUUUUUUUUUUUUUUUUAAAAAUAAGUAUUUAAAAAGGGUCAGCAUUCAGAUUGACAUAGUGUUGUUUAUGUAUUCCCAGUAAAAAAGCUUGUGAAUCUACAAUUGUAGAUGCUAAUGCAACACACACACACUGCAAACCAUAUGAACAAUACAGUAGGUAGCAGGCAUUUAAUAUUAGAUCCGAAAAUGUGGAAAAGUCAUUAGCAGAAUGCUCAAACUUAAUUAUGGAUCGUUAGAGUCAAGUCCAUUUUGCCCUAUUAUGGGAAACCUAAUAACAGUCUAAGUGAUAUUUGAUCUCCCCCUGAAUGCGGUGGAAGGUUAUGCAUUGACUGGCUCACUCGUGCUUUUUGAAUAUGAUCCACAUCUGCAGUAAAAUAUGAAGUCAUUCCUUUCAGGUACUGCUAAAAUAAAACACUUCUGUGGUCCGUUUCCUUGAGUCUGCCAGGAACAGACAACAGAAGAAUGCACUUACGCAAGCCCUAAACAUCCUAUCUUGAUAAAGGAGGAGAUAAGAAUGGUUUCUCAACAUUUACUCCUACUCUACAGCUUGGAAGCUUUUCACUGAUAGAGUGUACCAUCACUGCCAGUGUUCAUUUGCAGACAUUUAUUAAUAAUACCCCCUGCUUGGAAAAACAACUUCAGUGAAAGUCCAAACACUUGAAAGGUCACACUUUUCAGUGUUAUGUAUAAGAACACAUGCCGUAUGUGUCUUUAAACAAAGUUGAAUGAAACGUAUCAGGCAAAAAAAUAACAAAACCCAUUCCCAGCAAGCCAGCAAGUCCCUCCCCUAGAGAAACACGUUUCAACUGAAUAGUCCCCAAAAUACAAUGUGUCCCAGAGAAAGCAGACCUUUUGCUACCUAGUUGGUACAAAUAAAUGAUUACCAGGAUUAGUCAGAUUAGUGAAGGAACAUAUAUAUAACUGCUAUGCCCCCUGGAAGGGCAUUGCUAACCCUCAAGGAAUUCAGACAAUACAGGACACACACACAUACGUACACAGAGUGUGUUGUUAAAGUAGGUGGUUGAGAGUCUCACUGGGAUAGGAGCCAGGGAACAAUUGUCUGUAAAUUCUACAUAUUUUGCACAGCUGGGUUACUUAAAACAAGUUUCAAAAGCACAUCAAAGUACACAGGAGUGGCCAUAAUUUAAUCUAACAGGAGCCAUAAAGUGAUAAAAUUAAAUUCCCUUACUGUCCUGAUGUUGAGGUUAGCAUGCCAUUUACAACAGCAACAUGCAGAAUGAAAAACUGCCCUUUACCCUGUGUGGUUGGUAUUUUAUGUAGUCAGACAACAAGGAGGGGUUUCUGGAAUGGCAGUUGGCUGCCUUUUACUUUACAAACAAAGCUCCAACUGGGUUUCAACUGGGUGGUGCUAAAACCAGUGUGUGAGCUUUAUCUCAAUUUUUACUUGAAAUAAAUAAAUCAUAAUUUGAAUGCUGGGAAAGCCCAACACUUCUCAUCCUGUACGUGCUGAAUAUUACAGUAGGCAAAAGAUGGGCAUAAUGUAGAAGAGUCUGAACCAAAACAGCAAAGAAUGAAGUUGCCCCUCUCUCAAAUGAAGGGUCGGCCAGAGGUUAUUUAAUCAUUAAGCUCUAGCACUCUGCCUGGCAGUGGUGGAUGCAUGUAUUGUGUUUACCGGCACUCUCACGCCAAACCCAAGAGACAAGUUAAAUAAUCUCAAAUGGCCUCAUUACACAUGGAUGAGGGGGGAGAAAGACAUGUUACAGGGGGGUAGGGGAGAGAGAGACAGAGAGGUUACAAUAUCCACACAGAUAUAUUACUCCGCAACCAAUGCAACAUUUUAUUGAAACAACUGUAUGCGAUUAUAUAUACAAAAGUGAUGACACAAACAGUUUUUCAGAGACAGAGAAUUUAACCGCUGCAUGACUGGCUGACUUAUUCUCCUCUAAUUGGGUUAAAGAAAUCCGUUUUAAAACACACCCACCAGUCUCAUGAGAAAAUUGCUCAAUGCAUUACUACCAAUAAACAAGUCAGGGCAAAAGAAAGAGGAAGACAGAAUCCAUGUACAGCAACAAAUAAAAUAUCUGGUGCAAGGGGCGGAAACAGAGGAAGCGAAAAGCAGGAGGAAUAUAUUGAUACAGAACAGCACUGAAUAUUUAAGUGGGAUAUUUUUAUUUAAAAAUAGAAACAACGCACAGGCUGACUGCUGAUUCACUGAAAUAUGUUGCUCCUGCCUAGCUGCUGUUAAUGUUUAACAGGAUCUUUCCUUUCGGUCUGGGAUUAACAUUUUCAUCAGGUAAUUUUAGCAACACCCAGUGGGGCUGACCUAUUAUGGCACUGCUUAAUUCUGCCAAGCUAAGUUUCCUUAUCUGUUUGAGCAUAUGUCUUUGUACCUUAAUGUACAUGAAGACCAAGGUGCCCAGCCCACAGGCGGACGAAGCAGUGGAUACGGCAGUGUGCGGGAUUCACCCCGAUGACCUGUGCAUCUCCCUCUUCGAUGGCAAGGAGCUUGGGAGCGAAUGCCUGAAGCUCCACAAACCGGAAUCGCUUCUGCUGGGCACCAAGCUGAACUGCUCCCGCUUGGCAGAGGACCUGCAUUUCAUUACCAGCCCUCUAAGCAAAGAGGAGGAAGAAUACCCCCUGGCCUACAUCAUAACCAUCCACAAGGAGCUGGAUAUGUUCAUAAGGUUGCUCAGGGCCAUCUAUGCCCCUCAGAACGUGUACUGCAUCCAUGUGGACGAUAAGUCACCUGAGGAUUACAAAGCUGCCGUCAGGAGUCUGUCUGACUGCUUCUCUAACGUCUUCCUAGCUUCUACCACAGAGAAGGUGGUAUAUGGAGGAUUCUCCCGGCUUCAGGCCGACAUGAACUGCAUGAAGGACCUGGUAAGCUUCCCAGUGCCCUGGAAGAGUGUGCUAAAUCUCUGCGGUCAGGACUUCCCUACUAAAACCAACCACGACAUAAUUCAGAUCCUGCAGGGCGAGCAGUGGAGGGGGAAGAGUAUAACACCUGGGGUGAAGCAGCCACCCACCAUGAAGUAUAGGACAGAGAACCAGCACAAAGAGAUAAUGAACCCAAAGGGCCCCCACGUGCAGCCACUAAACUUAAAGAAAGGGAGGCCCCCACAUGACCUGGUCCUCUACUUUGGGACAGCUUACUAUUCUCUCACACGGCCAUUCGUAGAAUUCGUCCUACAGGAUCAGAGUGCAAAGGAUCUGCUGGAGUGGUCCAAGGACACCUACAGCCCAGACGAACACUACUGGGUGACACUCAAUCGUUUACCAGGGGCUCCGGGAGCAAACCCAGACGCAGGAUGGGAGGGCAACAUUCGCUCAGUAAAAUGGAGGGACCAGGAAAAAACGGUGCAUGACGGGUGUAAAGGUCACUAUAUUCGUGACAUCUGCGUUUAUGGACCUGGGGACUUGAAAUGGAUCAUAGAACAAGACAACAUGUUUGCCAACAAGUUUGAGCUGGAGACCUAUCCUCUUGCUGUGGUCUGUAUGGAGCGCUGGCACCGCCUUAAAGUCCUGGAGCAGACAAACAUCACCAUAAACCCUGCCUGGCAGCUACAGAAGGAGGGCUACUUCCAAAUGAGGCUCAACGCUUCUAUAGAGCAGUAGACACAGAACGCCGUGCUGUCUUCUGCAACAAGGGAUUGCACUGUUCUAGAUAAAAAACUACUUCAACAGAAAAAAAAAAGCUUCUAGAAAGCCACUUGUUGUUUUUACAGCUUUCUUUGCACUACAAAAACCAAGCCGAUUAUUAUUUAUUUAUUUAUUGCUGUUACAAGACUUAAAACAAGGAACAUAGGAUUAAGACACCCAAAGAAAUUCCAAUGGCAUACUGAAACACAUGGCGCUUCUUCAUAAACUGAAAGACUACUUGUGUAUAAAUGUGUAUAGGGCAGACUUCAAAUUAUAGUUGCCUCCAAAAAACAGGAAUGUAGAAAAUUUACUGAAUAUUAUCAUUAGUAGUAAUAAUAUUUAUUUAUUUAUUAAAAAGUUUUACUAUUUUAAGGUAAACAAUAACAACCGUGGUGUUUUUUUGUAUUCCAAGUGGCAUUCAGAGUUUAUUAAAGGGGGGGGGGGGCAAAGAGAAACCUUCAUUAAACCAAGAAAUAAAACAACGUAUAUAGUUGUAAUUAUAUUGAACAAAGCAGGUUGAUUAAGUACUGUAUGUAAAUUGAAAUAUGUUUACCACUUGCAUAAAGGGAACAGCCCUAAUAUAUCACCUACAGCGGUGUGUAAUGAAAAUGUAAUGUAAAAAUAAAUAGAAACGAUGUAUGAAGGUACUUCUUGCAAACUGCAAUUAUUAUUUAUUACCACAUUUCACACUUGAUUAAUGGAUAGUCACAAUAAUGUGUUUUAUGAUUGUAUGCACUACUUCACCAAUGGCACAUAUGUUUACCAAUAAAAUUUCUAGAUACCGCAUCUUGCUCUACAUGUUUUUAUUUCCAAUCUAGUUCUACAGAGAUUAACAAACUGCUGCAUGCCCCUUUGCUGCACAGACACAUCUUAUGUCAAACACAUAGCACACCGGCGAGAACAGAAGUAACGAUCUCAAAGCAAUAAAAGUGCUGAGAAUGUUGUCUACACAGGUUCCCAAACUUCUACGGUCACAUCUACCCGGCUGGUGCAGCUGGGGAAUUGUAGGGCCGGUGAAAAAAUCAUGGGAAAAGAAAUAUGUAAUCAUAACAGAAAGUCUGGGAUCUGCUUAACAGCUGGAAACCUUCAAGCUUUACUCCCUAUAAUAAAUACAUCAGUAUGAAUCCUGGUUAGUAAUUGCCAGUCUAGCACUAGAUCAAGGGAUCGAAUGAGAAUAUUUUCUUGGCAAUAGCCUGAGUGAAUGUCUCUGGCCUCCAAAACCCCCUCAACCGAGAUGAAAAUGGGACAUGCCUUGAAAUGUUAUGGAGUGGGUUCCCUGUAGGAAAUCCCCAUUUAGUCUUAAUUUGUCAGAGUGGCCCAGGGACCUUGAGUGAACAUGUAGAGUUCUUGUUCAAAUAUAUUCAACUAUGUAUCUCACAUGAGAAAGGAUUCAUUAAGACCUGAACAAGGUCAAGGACAAAUGCAAAGCAGCAUUCUCACUAGGCUAUCUACAUUCAGAACAGACAAUAUGGGCCAUAUUAUGAAGGGAUUCCUAAAGGCCAUGGGGAAGGGAUAGGGUUUUGCUUAUAUUUGGGUGGGGUCAAUAUUAUACCUAUUAAGGAACAACUUCACAAAAAAGAAUAAAUGAUAGUAAUAAACGCUUCUGAAGGCUAUCUGGAUUCCCCUCACCCCUCACCACGGUAGACUUAACAUGUUAGUUGUUGAUACAUUACCAGCAAAACAAACAAAUAUAUAUUAUUU